Messenger RNA from Bathycoccus prasinos, 2418 nucleotides. RefSeq lists its product with no specific name. The record is from RefSeq and is a predicted model, not a curated record. NCBI's taxonomy places the organism in Eukaryota, Viridiplantae, Chlorophyta, Mamiellophyceae, Mamiellales, Bathycoccaceae. The transcript has a single exon. Bases 1 to 2418 code for a protein of 805 amino acids.
AUGUACGCAAAACAGGACGAGGCUGCCCCUGUGGGAGGACAACAACAACAACACCCGCCGAGAGGCCCGCCGCCUGGGAUGGGCAACGCGAGAGGUCCACCACCACCACAGUUUCAAGGAAGCAACAGAGGAGGAGGAGGAGGAGGAGGGUAUUACGGAGGAAACAGGUCACCGCCGCGAGCAAACAGACCGCAAAUGAUGACGACGCAGCAGCAUCGGGCGCAGAGUCGGGAUCGAUAUCCCGCGGCGGAUGACGAUCAAGGCGCCGAGGACGGCGAGGUAGGCGAGUUGCCUCCACCAGGGAUGGGAAGAGGCCCUCCGCCGGGGAUGAUGGCACCUCCCUCGGGUUCGAGGUUUCCGCCGAUACCGACGGGCGGGAGGACGAGUCAACCGAGACCUGGUUUUGACGAACCGAUUAUGGCGAGCGCGGCGAUGCCGGCGAAUCGACCGAGUCUUUUAGCGCAGACGCAACAUCAGAAGAAGUACGUGCCACCGCAAAUUCCAGGAGAUGGUGGAGGCGGGAGUGCUCCGGUCGGACCGCCCCCGGGGGUGUUAAAACCGCCAGCAACAAGCGGUAUUCGUGGUUCGGAAGGCGAUUUGACGUCGCCGUCGAAAAAGAAACUCGGUUGGGGUCGGUCUUUGAAGCCGCAACAAGCGCCGCCGCCGAAGAAAGAAGAAAACGAAGAAGAGGAAGAAAAGAAAGUCGAGAAAGAAAAGGAGGAAGAAGAGGAGAAGCCGCCGUCUCGACCGCCGUCGGCACCACCCGUCGCUAUCGAAAAGAAAGCAGCGCCGACGAAAGAGGAGGCGCCGACGAUGGACGACAAAGAGUUGAAAAAGCUCAAAGCGGCGGAGAAUCGAUUAAAAACGACCAAAGCCGCGUUGGUCGCGCAGAUGGAUCGCGUGGACGAAACCGUCGUCGAGUUGGAAAAAGAACUCGAAGCGCUCGUCGAUCAGAGACGUUUGGAGAAACAAAAAGAUAAAGAAGACCGCGACGGCGACUCUUCGGAUUUGCGUUACGCGAGACGCGAGACGGAACUUCUUCGAAACCGAUUACAAACCGCAGAGAAGCAAAGAGAACAGCGAGAACUGUUCGUGGAAGAAAGAAACCAAGAAGCUCGAGAGUUGGCCAAUCGCGAGCGCGAGUUGAAGGAUAUUCGCAAAGCCUCUGCGUCUGAAACCGAAAAGGCGGCGAGAUUUCUAGCCAAUCGCGUGUGCAGAGAGAUGUGCGAAAGAGAUAAGAAGAAAGUGAGCGAGGAGAUUCCGAAGCAAUUCGCGGCGGAAAACAAAAAGAGACACGACGAUGCGGAGGAGCGAAUCACCUCCAAAGAUCACAUUUCGCUUCCUAGUAUUUACUCAAUUCCAAAAGAACAACAAACGAACGCGGCGGAUAUCGCGAAGAGAGUCUACGACGAAGAAAAGGACGAAAAGAAACGCGGGAAAGUUCGCGAACAAAUUAUGAACGUCUUGCGCAAACGAAAGAAAAAGUUGAGCGAAUACGAAUACACGUUAGCGUUGCAAUACUUGAAAUAUCGAGAGCGAUGGCGCGUGUCGUUAAUGUUUAAAGCGGCGGAAAAGGAACGAAGAGAGCGCUUGGCGCAAAAAGGCAAUCGCCGAGGCAUUACCGGCAUGGGAGGUGGACCUUCGUCCUCCUCGAGAAACCGAUCAGAUUCGCGAAAUCAACAAAUUGGUGCGGGCGGCGUCGGUGGAUUGUACGGUGCUCCUGGUUUUGGCUUCGGUCGCUCCGAUGGUGUCGCGCGAUCCGAAUACGAGGAGAUGCAAAUGAUCAAAGCGUUACAACGCAAAGAAGAGUUGAAAACGCUCUGCAAGGUUCCGGAUAUGAUCUUGGACGAACACGAAAGACGCAUUGCGAUUUUUGACAGCCGAAACGGUCUAGUCGAGGAUCCUAAAGCCGAACACGACGCGGAGAAGUUCAUUCGCCCUUGGACCGAAGACGAGAUUCGCGUGUACCACGAAAAAUUCACCGCGUACGGAAAGAACUUUCGACGCAUCGCGAAGCACUUGCCCGGCCGCGAUACCGCGGAUUGCGUCGUAUAUUACUACAGAAAUCAAAAGACGUCGGACGGGUUUAAAGCGCGAAGGAAAGCCGCGGCGAAGAAGAGAAAGAUGUAUAACGACGCGCGCCGCAGCGGCGCGACUGGUUUGUACAGCGCGCCGCCGGAAGCUAUAGCGCAAACGUUUAAAGAACGCGAAGAGACGCAACGUUCCGCGUUAACCGCCGAAGCGCGAUUAGAACGCGCGGCGUUGGCGCAAGCCGCGAAAGCGGCAAAAGCGAAGAAAAGAGCUGAGAAACGUGAACGCGAAGGUGGUGGAAACGACAACGAGAGGAAAGGGAGUUUUUCUGAGUUGACGGAUGCGUCCGGGGAAGUCAGCGGCGAGGCGAAGCGUCAAAAAGCGUGA